Messenger RNA from Aspergillus alliaceus, 1601 nucleotides. RefSeq lists its product as uncharacterized. NCBI's taxonomy places the organism in Eukaryota, Fungi, Ascomycota, Eurotiomycetes, Eurotiales, Aspergillaceae. The coding region runs from base 23 to 1180 and encodes 385 amino acids. Gene Ontology annotation, cellular component: mitochondrion. The transcript has a single exon. The record is from RefSeq and is a predicted model, not a curated record.
CCUAUACCCCGUGCCCUUCGCCAUGGCUACACCAAGGCUUCCGUUCCUCUAUCCGAACAUAAUGCGUGCCGUGCGGUCAUGCGAACCCGCUAGCCACUGCACCGCACGGAUCCCGCCGAAGAACGGCUACGCUCCUUUCCACACGACUCGACGACGAGCACAAGAAACAUACCAUCGAAGAUACGGACCUGCUGCGGAGGCGAACCUGCCACCCCCAUCGCGGCCUAAGGAUGAAUUGGUUCAUUCACAAGUACCACAGUCAGCGCCGAAAGACACCAACACUCCGCCGAACACCGCCCCUCCCGAAAAGCUCCCCCCCCAGAAUACUAAAACUAGCGUUCCGGAAGUGUCUUCGCAAGCGAGGGACGAAGUGGCAUCUGAGACUAGUGAUAAUAAAUCAUCGGAUAAACCUACUCCGCAUGAGGGACCUUCAGACGAAAGUGACGACAUCGAGCAGUUUUCCGUGUCUCCCACAGAGAACACCAGUGAAGACCGACGUGAAGAACGACAUGAACACCCUAAUAGAUCAGACCCUCUCGAGGGUGUUCUCCACAUGCCUUCUCCUUCCUAUCUAACUCCCUCCGGUGGACCCGCUUCUGAUGGUAAACCACAUCUGACGCCGCCUCCCUACAUUCAUCAUUUCGAUAGCUAUUCCCUAGUUCGUAACCUCUCAACAGGCGGUUUCACCGAAGACCAGUCCGUCACAAUCAUGAAAGCGGUUCGGAAUAUACUGCAUAACAACCUCGAUCUGGCGAGGCAGAACUUGACUUCAAAAUCCGACGUUGAGAAUGAAUCCUAUCUGUUCAAAGCCGCUUGCUCGGAGCUCCAGUCAUCCUUGCAAACAGCUCGGAACUCCGAAAUGCAGCGACAGCGCGCUUCACGGGCACAGCUACAACACGAAGCUGACAUUCUUUCCCAGCGAACGAACCAAGAGCUUGCCGGGUUGAAAGAUGAUAUCAAGGCGAUGUUCAACGAUCAUAAGAUUACCACACGAGAGCAACAGCGGAGUAUAGAUACAUCCGUCCAGGAGCUCAAUUAUAAGAUCACGGUUUCGCUUAACAGCGACGGUAAAAGUGAGAUCGAAGGUCUGAGGUGGAUCCUGACGAGAAGAGCCGCUUUAGCUAUUGCUACAAGUGCUUGUAUGUCCCUUCAUUUUGUCGCUAAGGAUUCAGAACACUAACUGGAGACAGUCAUGAUCAUCUCUUUCCUCAAAUUUUAUUCAUCUCGCAAAGCAAAGGAUGUACCUGAAAACAAGAAAAAGAAGGCUUCGACCGAAAAAAUCAAAGAGAAACAGCCAAAGGACCCCGUCAUUGCGUCUGCAGCGCCAGUUCCUGAGGUCCACCUUACCGAAUCUCUAGGCUGAGGACAUCGUACCAUAAGCACAUUAAUACCGUCUCUUUCACUCUCGCUCCGUUUGCAAUUACACAUAAAUUGUACUGCCGCCUUUCCCUAUUCAUUCCCUGGUUUUCCAAAUGUCCAGGUUGGACCUUCACUGCUUCACAACACUGGAUUUCUCCCUUUUCUAUGUGUCACUUCGAUACCCCAGAAAUACACUUCCAGAUUCAAUAUAGAUAUAUAGACCUUUCGAACUACAUUCUCCC